CUUGUCCUGUUCUAAGGUACUUUCGUCUAUCGUCCUGUUUUAGAAAUAACGGAGAUCGCUUUCAUUAACAGGAGAAACAAAAGUCGACUAGUUUCACAGAUCAAAAUUCUCGUUUCACGUUAGACUCUCCGAGUUUUCCUUCUUCCGAGACUUUUCGCUUGAUGAAUAAUGUGAACAAGGUGUUGCUGGCUGCAGCAAUGUAUUGCGUAACGUUGCUCCUGCAGCCCGUACAAAUUAUGCUUCGUUACUUAGUCGAUCGUUUGACUGGAGAGCAAAAAUCAACGUGUAAUUGCAGACCGACUGACAAAGAAAACUUCAAUUAUCCGUCACUCGGUGAACAUUUUUCAAAUUCUCGAUUUCUGGUGUGUCAUUGCGUUCUCUGGUUCGAAGUCGUCUCACCUCGACUGCAACGUUGGGAAAUACACGUAUAAUAGUUUCCAGCGAAAUGUUAACGCGAUACCUAACCUCGCUCGUCUCCAACCUUCUCAAUAGUCCAAGCCAACCGAGUUUCUUCUCCCUCAGAGGUCUGACGAAACUCAAAUCAUGCCAGUUUCACGUGACCAGCACGAUGCGAAAGAAGAAGAAGAAGAAGAAAAAGGAGCCGGAAGGCCCCAAAAUCAUAAAACCCUACGACUGCGGUGAUUCGCCUAAACCAAUUCUGGAUCCUUCGUGCAAAGUGGCCAUCGUGAUAGGCGGUUCCGAUGGUUUUGGUUUUGCGGCUGCUGAUCAUCUAUUGUGUAAAGGGGCACGAGGUGUCGUGAUCGCGGAUAAUGACGUCGAUCAAGGUCGAAUGGCGGCGCAGAGGCUCUGCAAUUCCUAUGGAAAGAAUCGCGUGCAAUUUUUCGAAUACGACGCGAACAAUCCUUGCCAAUUGGAAGCUACUUUGAGUCAGGCACAUUGCAAGUACAAGCAGAUACACAUACUUUUCAAUGAUUCCGACAAGGAACGGUUUCCAUCGGAAUGCAACGCCACGAGGAAGAAGGAGAACUACAUAUCCAAAGCUACCAGGGCGGGCCUGAAAAUUUUGGGGAAGAACCAUGGCGGUCCUGGAGGGAUAAUAGUGAACUGCGCGAGUAUUCUCGGAUUCAUGGGCUGGCCGAAGGAUCCGUUCCCUGUUUACUGCAAGAAGGAACCAGCUAUAGAAGUCACGAUGGAUUUCGCGGAGAAGUUCAGUGUGGAGGAAACUGGAGUGCGUUUCGUCGCCCUUUGCCCGACUAAUAAACAAUUCUGCGAUAUAGGACUACCAGAUUUCCCAGACCCAAUCCCUCGCGAUCGACUCAGAGACAUGCCACCUUGUAUACCAACCCCGAAAGGUCAAAUCAGGUCAGCUUUGGGCCACGUAAUAGCGUGGGCGAAAAGCGGAAGCACGUGGGUGGUCGAACCGGCGAUCAGCGUUCACGAAAUCCCUCGAUUGAUUCAUUUCCCUCUGAAGGAAGGCGAGAAAAUCGAUCCGAAAAUCUAUGGAAGUCAAGUAAAGUCAUUUCUCUGUCGUUAUUAUACAGGGUAGAGUAGUAGAAGAGUACCGUGUCAAUUUAAGCUCUGUGAGGCCAAACCGAAACCACCACUCAUCGAUGUCUCCAAAAACCCUAAGAUCGAUACUACCAAAAACUGCUCACCAUCGAAGCAAACUAACUGUGGACCAACGAAGAAAAAAU
Molecule: messenger RNA, 1655 nt
Organism: Hylaeus anthracinus
Lineage: Eukaryota; Metazoa; Arthropoda; Insecta; Hymenoptera; Colletidae
Product: 15-hydroxyprostaglandin dehydrogenase [NAD(+)]-like
Exons: 8
Coding region: 446-1507 (353 amino acids)
Cellular component (GO): cytoplasm
Molecular function (GO): oxidoreductase activity, acting on the CH-OH group of donors, NAD or NADP as acceptor
Source: RefSeq, a predicted model, not a curated record